Molecule: messenger RNA, 1056 nt
Organism: Aspergillus novofumigatus IBT 16806
Lineage: Eukaryota; Fungi; Ascomycota; Eurotiomycetes; Eurotiales; Aspergillaceae
Product: EXPERA domain-containing protein
Exons: 1
Coding region: 150-887 (245 amino acids)
Biological process (GO): sterol metabolic process
Cellular component (GO): membrane; endoplasmic reticulum
Molecular function (GO): cholestenol delta-isomerase activity
Source: RefSeq, a predicted model, not a curated record
UCACUCUUCAAUCCACAGACAGGACAAUCUCAAUGUGAUAUAUUAGAGGAAAAGCUCUAUUACUUGAAAACCGUCCCGUUAAUCCACAGCGUGCAUAUUCCGUUCUGCAACCUACUCUAGCUCAAACAGACGUACAGUGGACGAGAGCCAUGUCUUCCACCAUUCCCUUCACCCUCGACGUCCCGACGUUACUCUGCAUCGGCUUCACUCUAUCGUUCAUGCCUAUCGCCUACCUGCUCGGCAGAGCACUGAUACCAUCUUCUCAAACGCGCAACCGGAUACUCUUCUACUGGCACGCCUACGAUGCCCUGACCCACAUCUUCAUCGAAGGAUCCUUCCUAUACGAAUGCUUCUACAGCUACGCCACGCUCCCCGCCGGAGUCAGCAAAGAGCCAUACUUCCUAGGCCACAAGGACCGCGUAUACGGCGCAGCCUACGGAACGGGCCCCAGCGCUCGGCUAUGGCAGGAAUAUGCAAAAGCAGACCGUCGCUGGGCCGUCGCUGACGCUCCUACCAUCUCUAUUGAGCUGUUAACUGUAUUCCUCGGCGGCCCGGCUGCGGUGUACGUGUGCUACUUGCUGUGGAAAGCAUCGAGCAGCCGGUCGACGGCGUCGGCAAAGGGCGCUGCGAAGGCGAGAUUGUGGCUGGUUGCGCCUGCGCUGGCGACGGCUGAGCUGUAUGGGGGGUUUAUGACCUUUGCGCCGGAAUGGCUGACUGGGAGUUCUCAGCUGGACACCAGUAACCCUGUGUAUCUCUGGUUUUACCUCUUCUUCUUUAACACCUUGUGGGUGUGGAUUCCGCUCUGGGUGCUCUGGGAGGCUGCGAAAGAGCUGCGAGCAGCUUUUGUGAAGGCAGAGAAGGCUGAUGAGGGUCGGAAGACCAGGUGAAUGUCUGCUUUUAUAAUCUUGGACAAAUGCAAGGAAUACGGAGUACAUGAGUAGCAGUGAGACGAAGGACAUAUUUUUGAUACUUUUGGUGCAUAUAUCCAGAUAUAGUCCCCAUCCAUGGUUUAGGGUCGCAUUGGGGACCCUCCCCCUAGAUCUUAAUGACAUUCGG